Exophiala spinifera is the source of this 2814-nucleotide messenger RNA. RefSeq lists its product as uncharacterized. The transcript has a single exon. NCBI's taxonomy places the organism in Eukaryota, Fungi, Ascomycota, Eurotiomycetes, Chaetothyriales, Herpotrichiellaceae. Bases 1 to 2814 code for a protein of 937 amino acids. The record is from RefSeq and is a predicted model, not a curated record.
AUGGCGCACGCACAUUCACACCCGAUUCCUCAUGACCUUUUCACCCAGGAGACACCUCCGUCGCCGGUCUUGACAAACCCAGACAUGAUCCUUCCAUACCGCCCUCUCGAAAAUCCAAGCCCAAUACCGCUUGCGUCCUCCCCCAUACUACUGACAUCGUCUCCUCCUGCACGCCCCGAUUCCGCCGUGUCGUUAACUUCACCUGAUGUUGAAGUUUCCACAGGGUCGGGAGUUGCGACAGCGGUCCGAAUGCCGCCCCCGAUGGUGACCCCAAUCGACACAAGCUACCAUGGCUACGAACACGGAGCGCCGCUCAGUGAUAUCGGUGAAGAGGAGACUCCAAUAUCAAGGAGGAGCCGAGCAACUGAUUACUUUGCACAAUCGGACCCACCGUCACCUACACCCGGCGGUGCAAACACGAGACAGUUGCGCAGACUGAGUACGCAAUCUUCGUCAAGUAUAGGUUCAGAUUUGGGGGACUGGGAGAACUUUGAUACUUCAAAAAUCAUGAACGAGCGACUGGCCGCCGACGUGGCCAAAGUACCAGACGAAAAGGUGGAGGGGGGCGAUAGCAAAAGGAACAGCAUCGUCGGGAUAAGCGCCGAGGACGAAGUGGCACUGCUCAAUGAACGGGCAGAAAAAAUCUUAGCGCAAGCAAGGAAACGCUUAACUAACAUGGAAGACAACCUGAGUAAAGCGCGACACAGUGUUCUUCUAUCUUCGCGGUCCUCACCAAAUAUUAAUGAGCUUCAUCAACCCGCUGGAGGACUCUACCGUUCGAUCUCCUUGGCUGGUGCAAGUUCACGCAAACCUAGGCUGCUGACUCAGGUCACAAGGGCUCAUUCUACGCAUUCCAGGGGUGGCAGCGAUACAGCAAUCAACGGCGGCCUGAAGCGAUUAUCAAUGAUUGCAGAGGUACGGUCUGCAAGUGCUCUGGAGUACGGUCUUAGGCAGGAAUCGCCGCAACAGGUAGACUCCUCGCCCCAGCCACGAUUCGAGGGAGCCUCGCCUGCCAGCUUUCACAGUCAUAAUUCAACCCUUCGAGCUCUCGAGGAGGAGGAGGGUGAAGGCACGCCUAGCACAAUCAAGACCUCGCCAGAAUCGUUUGGGCCUCGAGGGCUGGGAAUCAAUACUCUAGCCUCUAUUUCCAGAGAAGAUGUUUCUGUGCUUCCUAGCAGUCCAAGUACUGCGAUCGCCCGUUCACCUUCACAGAUGUCGAGCCGUUCCACAAAGGAGAUUCGGGAGCAAAUAUCGGAUUUACGAAGCAAGAUCUCCGAGCUGAAGGAGAAAGCUCAAGCGGACAGCCUCAGAAGAAGAAGCAUCCAGAGCAUUCGUACACCCAGCCCCUUCACAAACGCCAGAACUCCCGAACAAUGGUACACAAGUGCACCAGAGUACAAAGAAGCAGGCAGUCCGCUUAAUACAAACGCAGGGCUGGGGUGGAGUCCCUCUCAACACAAAAGUCCAGUUGAAAUACAAGUCACUCCCGUCACCCCGCAGGAGCAGAAAUUUCAAGAUAUCGAUCAGCCAGCCACAGACGAAUCCAAGCUCAAUAGUGCGGUCAAGACCGAUAAAAAUACGCCCAGUUUACAUAAGUCUGUCAAUGUCCUGUCCCCCCUUGUCGGUGAGUCUGGAUCAAUCAUUCAGGAAUCUUGCUAUGAGGAUGCCGCCCAAACCUUGGACGAUGAAGAACCAAUUGCUGCUUCGGAGGAAGAGCAAAUCUAUCUAAAUGAAGUCCUUCAGGAGAGUCUAGAAGAGUUCGAGCCCGAUGUUCCUGACCUCCCAGAGCAUAUCCUGGCAUCUGAGCAAGCAGCAGGAAGACAUGAGGACAGAUACGAUGCUUUCGAUUACGAGAACAUGUUUCUUCACAGUACCCUAGGCAACUACACUGGAACUGGAACCCGAAGUGAGACCCCGAGUGAAAGCGAUACUAGCAGCCUCAGGACGACUCGAGCAGAGCAGAACACGCCACCAGCCGAAGACGACGAGGAUGAAGAGCAGGCAUACCCCGAGUCAGCUGAUGAAGAAAGAAGCGGUACCCCUACCCCAGUGGUGGACAAGUUCUCGCAACACCUAUCGCAAGCGCCACCCAUGGCGUACAUGCGAGCACCCUCAAUACCGUGGACGAAGAACGUUCGCAGUAAUAGCAUGGAUUCCGUGUCUACUAGUGCAACUUUCGCCACCGCGACAGAGGGCGAUGGGCCUGAAGAAUCUCAAGGUGAUGAUGGUCUACCGACCGACAUUUUGACCUGGGGGCCUGGCACGGGUAUAUCUCAGCUCCCGAAGAGCUCUGGGGUAGAAAGGACCCCACCAGUUUGGCCAACACCUCCUAUGGGUGGCCGAGCUUCGCAGCCUGAGACCGGGUCGACUCAGAAGAUUCGUCAGCGGGUCACAGUGGUUACUAAUGGUAUUCCUACGCCGCCAACUCAAUCACCGAGUAUGGUAUCCACAGUAUCAGCAGCCUCUACCGGACACCAGAAUCCACCACCGAACGCCGCAAUGAUUGAUCACCCAGCGAAUACAGAAAUACUCAUGGAGAGCCUCAUCAAGCUCGCACAUCCAGAUUUCACCAUAGCUGACGGGCAAAGGUCGACCUCAUUUGCAGACGUUGACAAAGAUCUUGUUCUUGACCUAUUACGAGCCGUGGGAGGCAUCUGCAAUCAAAUUCUGGAAGCCGAAAAGCAGCAUGAAAUGCAUGCGGCCAAAGUUCUCCGGAGAAGACUGGACGCAUCAAGGAGACUUCUGGAGGGUCAAUCUGAUAAUGGACCGGGUCCAAGAGAGUUGUUCGAUGCCGGUAAUAUGGGAGGUGUAUGA